AUGGGCGAUACUGACAAGAAGAUCCAGGCUGAAGCUUUGGCAAUGGCUACGAAUGUUCCAUUGCAAAAGCUGGUCAUGAUUGAACGAGUCGAGGCAUUCCGGACAUACGCGGUAGCCUUGAAGAUCCCUACUUCCUCAGUGUCAUCUGAUGGUGAAGAAGCGCUAUGGUGGGAUCUCGGUGAUCCAUAUCACUAUGUUCGAGUCAUACCCCACAAGCAAGAAGGGUAUAGCCUCCUGGUUGUCGGAGGGAAAGAUGAAAAAGUCGGUCAACACGAGGACUAUGAGGAGAGAUUCAAGCGAUUGGGAUCAUGGGCCAGGGAAAGAUGGACUGCCGCUGGAGAGGUGGAGUACAAAUGGAGUGGCCAGGUCUUGGAUUCUUCAGAUGGGAUUGCCUACAUUGGUCGAAACCCUGGAACGAACGAUGUUUAUGUCCACACUGGUGAUAACGGUGAUGGACUCACCUACGCUGCUAUCGGAGGUCUACUCAUCACCGAUCUCAUUCUCGGUAAAGAGAACUCAUGGGCGCACAAAUUUUCGCCAUCGCGACAACACAGUGGAUCUCACUUGAAGCAAGCUCUGAAGACCUUACCGGAUAUGGUCAAGGAGAAUUUAUCUGAUCAAAUUUACUAUGCCAAAUGGGCAGUGGCAUGUACCAAGACUUUGAAGGAUAUAGAAGAUCUUGUCCCUGGUGAGGGUGAUGUUGUCAGAGUGGGAUUAAGCCCUAUAGCUGUCUACAAGGAUGAAUCCGGCGGAAUUCACAAGAUGACGGCUGUGUGUCCCCACUUGAAAGGUAUCGUCGCCUGGAAUACCGCCGAGAAGUCUUUCGAUUGUCCAGUGCACGGAUCGCGAUUCACCUGUAAAGGUGAAGUGGUCAAUGGACCUGCAAAAGGACCUCUGAAGCCUAAAUAA
Messenger RNA from Kwoniella mangroviensis CBS 8507, 909 nucleotides. RefSeq lists its product as uncharacterized. The transcript has 6 exons. The record is from RefSeq and is a predicted model, not a curated record. Bases 1 to 909 code for a protein of 302 amino acids. NCBI's taxonomy places the organism in Eukaryota, Fungi, Basidiomycota, Tremellomycetes, Tremellales, Cryptococcaceae. Gene Ontology annotation, molecular function: oxidoreductase activity; 2 iron, 2 sulfur cluster binding. Gene Ontology annotation, cellular component: cytoplasm.